Messenger RNA from Penicillium subrubescens, 1797 nucleotides. Its product is annotated as ankyrin repeat domain-containing protein. Gene Ontology annotation, molecular function: protein binding. Bases 1 to 1797 code for a protein of 598 amino acids. NCBI's taxonomy places the organism in Eukaryota, Fungi, Ascomycota, Eurotiomycetes, Eurotiales, Aspergillaceae. The record is from RefSeq and is a predicted model, not a curated record. Gene Ontology annotation, cellular component: nucleus; cytoplasm. The transcript is spliced from 2 exons.
AUGUCUGUACCCCAGGCUCCGCGAUGCAGCCUUCCUGAGCAAAUCGCAGCCAUCUUACCGUUAGCAGACUGCUUGUAUGACUCCACCAUCCGUGAGCCCACUCUCAUCAACCAGGCGCGCAAUGAGCUCGAUCUGCUUCGAUCGGUGGUUGAUCUGACGAGAACCUCAUUGGCGCUGCUCUGUGUGGACUACCCCGUUGUAGCACUCGAAAAGACCCUCGGUGGCUGUCGUCGAGCUCUGCUAGAGCUGGAACAGCUUCAUCAAGAGGCAGGUGAAGUGGGACCAGCGAACCCACUGUCCGAUAUUCGGGAGCGUUUCUCAUCUCUGAUCUUUGAGCUCAGCGUUAUGAAUGCUGAUAUGAUGAUAUCAUCACAGGCCAAUGUCAACCGCCUGUUGCGGGGGUAUAUUGAAGAUGUUCGAGCGGGGAAGCGAGGGUCUGCACUUGUUUCACAUGUCCUUGAUGAUGCUUCACCAAAGACGGAGAAGGAUGAAGCAUGGAAAAAGCUGCAAAAUGAACUUCAUGACAUUGGCAUUAUACCCGAGUGGUCGGAUCAAGACCACGGCUAUAUUAUUUCGACUCUACGGAAUGCUGUAGAGAAGGAGCAUCUCUUGGAAGGUAGUGGCCAAAAGACAGUUCCCCCAGCAAGGUUACCAUGGUCGAAAAAACCACCCUUGCCUCCAAAAAAUUCGAUGUACAACACAACGCCUACAGGAGAGCCACUCACGCUACCAUUUCAGCCGCAAGAAGAUUCUGAACGGGGUCUCUCCGACAAAGAAGUACUCCCCACGGAAGACUUCCCAAUCCCAGUCGCAAUGGAGAUCCAAGAUAUGGAUGAUACGCAAAAGCAAGUACUACCAAUUGAAGAAUUUCCUAUUCCCGUGAUCAUGGAGCCGUUCUUCUCAGGGAACGACGAUUCCGAUAAACAAGCCCUACCACGGGAAAAUCUUCCCGUCCCCGUCGAGUCUGAGGCCAGCAUUGAGAAUAGCCAGGAAAACAGAUCACAAAACAGCUCUUCUAUGAACGGUUCUUAUCGGCCAAAGUCAAUUCUUCGCAGCAAGAAGCCCAGCAUUGUGAAGCGCAUGAAGUUUAAGCUCACCGGAAGUAAAGAGGAAUUUGUGACCUUGAUUCAAAUGGGUGGACUGUAUUCCGUCAAGCUUUCCUUGGACAAGGGCGCUGAUGUGAACACAUUCAAUGACGCGGGAGAAACCGCCUUGAUGGUAGCGGUUUCCUUUGGUCACAAGGAUAUCGUCGAGCUACUCCUCGAGUACGGCGCAGACAUUAAUAGGAGGUCAAAUAAAGGCAACACGGCCUUGGGAACAGCUACACUGAUAGGCCGAGAAGAUAUCGUGCGAAUCCUGCUUGCGUUCGGCGCAAAUCCCGAUGCUGGCAAGAAUUUAGGGAAUACACCACUUUCACAAGCAGCCGCGGGUGGACACGAGAGCAUUGCUCGUCUUCUUUUAGACCGAGGUGCUGACCCGAAUGCACUGUGCACUAGUGGUGAUACUGCGCUUUCGCGAGCGGCGUUCCAUGGCCACGUCGAAAUCGUGCGGCAUCUGUUGAAAAAGGGGGCGGCGGUUGACAAGACGUCGUACCCUCGAAAGACUCCGCUUUGGCAGGCUGUUCAUCAAGGCAAGAUCGAUAUGGUCAGCUUAUUGAUGGAAUCUCUCGCAGAUCCACUGAAAAAGGAUGCGUAUGGUCAGUCGCCGUUGUCGUUGGCCUCCUCACUUGGGAAUAGCGAGAUAACUCGCAUAUUUCUGCAGUAUGGGUACCAUGCCAUCCCUAUCCAAUACUACUGA